Scedosporium apiospermum is the source of this 1179-nucleotide messenger RNA. RefSeq names its product Pirin. The transcript is spliced from 3 exons. NCBI's taxonomy places the organism in Eukaryota, Fungi, Ascomycota, Sordariomycetes, Microascales, Microascaceae. The coding region runs from base 1 to 1179 and encodes 392 amino acids. The record is from RefSeq and is a predicted model, not a curated record.
AUGAAGAACCUCCCUUUCAUAAUUCCCGCCAUCAUCAUAGCCGCUUUAUCGAUCAUCUUCCCCGCAGUUAAGGUCCUAGAUCUCCUCAGCUAUACCUUCGAACCAAUCAUCAAAUCUAUAAACUCAGUUCUGUCGACCCCACCACUCGGCACCCUCUUCGAAGACCCCACCUCCACAGCUCAGCUUCGAACUAACGACGACACCACGAACGAACCACUUUCUGUCCUCGAGAAUAAAGUAGACACGGACGGCGCACUUCCAGUGGAUAAUAUGUCUGUUUCGCGUGCGAUCCGGAAGGUUUUCCUUGCCUCCCAGCAGGCCGAGGGUGCUGGCGCAAAGGUGCGCCGAUCCAUUGGCACCCCGCAGCUUCGAAACUUCUCGCCCUUCUUGAUGCUCGAUCACUUUUCUGUAAAUCCCGGCGCCGGUUUCCCUGACCACCCUCAUCGUGGACAGGAGACCAUCACGUAUCUUCUCGAAGGUGGCAUCGACCAUGAAGAUUUUGCCGGCAACUCGGGCAGUCUCAACCCCGGCGACUUGCAAUUCAUGACGGCCGGCCGCGGGAUCGUGCACGCCGAGAUGCCGCGCCAAAACGCGGACGGAUCCGCCAACGUUGGCCUCCAGCUCUGGGUUGAUCUUCCGAAGAAUCUCAAGUCAUGUGAGCCGCGAUACCGUGACCUGCGCGCAUCGGAGAUACCCCAGGUCACAGUCGAUGAUGACAAGGUGACGAUCAAGGUCAUAUCGGGCCAAAGCCACGGCGUCGACUCAGUGAAGGACCUUGCGUACACACCCGUUUGGAUAUUAGAUGUGACGAUGAAGCCGGGUGGUAAGAUAACACAACCACUUCCGGAGGGAUGGAACGCGUUUGCGUACACUCUCGAGGGAGAUGCCCUGUUCGGAGAAGGGGAUGCCAAGCGAAAAGUCGAACAAUACCACAAUGUUGUCUUUGAGCCGGAAGGCCAGGUAGUUCAUGUCGAGGUUGAACCGACCGCGGCGAAAGAAGCUAGGUUCGUUAUCGUUGCCGGAACUCCGCUGGAUCAGCCCGUCGUUCAAUAUGGACCCUUCGUCCUCACUACAAAGGAUGAGGUUUACAAGGCGAUUAUGGACUAUCAGGGCUUCACCAACGGGUUUGAGAGGGCCCGGGACUGGGAGAGUGAGAUCGGUAAAUCAAUGAAACACUAG